CAAAACCCCCCCUAUAAAGAAAAAUGUAUAAAGUUUCAUUAAAUAACCGUAUUCCAUUAAACCGUCCUGUCAUAGCUGCAAGACGUCCCCUCUCCACCAAUGUACGCAAAGGAGGUGUCAGUAAAGCACUCGUUGGUGGUCUCCUCUUAUCCGCUGCUGGUAUGGCUUAUUACCAAAGUCAACAAAAGCAUGAUUUCUACGGAGAUUCAGACCCUUAUGCAAAAACCAAAAAGUCAUUGUCAAACGCUACCGAUCGUAUUGUUCAUGAUGACAACGUCAAGGAGAAAUCCUCAGGUGCUGUAGACGAAUUAGGUUACGCUGGUCAACAUAUCAAGAACUCAGCCGAGUUAGCUGCGGAUGCUGCUCGCAAUACACUUUCUACCGCUGAAAGGGAAGCUCAAUCCACUGCUUCUAAACUCAAGUCAGAAGCUCAAUCCGUCACUUCCAAUCUCAAGUCAGAAGCUCAAAACCUCAAAUCUUCUGCACUCUCUGAAGCUGAACGAUUGCGUGAAAAGGCCUAUCUCAAGGAAGGGGAUCGUUCUCCCGAAGACGUCGUUUCUCACGCUACUACUACUUCAACAACACGUCACGUGGAUGCUACCCUCAACAAGAAGGCAGAGGAUGCUAAUCAAGCUGCUUUUAAUGCUGCUAACAAGUUCAAGCAAGCCAAGGAAGCUGUUACCCAUGAAAUUGAACAAGACGUCAACAAAGUCUCAGGUUUCUUUAAAUCUUCUUCUUCAUCAUCGGAAGACACCCGUCACAAUCCCAUGGUGCAUGAAAAGAUCUCUUCCGACAAGACAAAACCCGAUUGGGAGUCCAGAUUUGAAAAUCAAGCCAAUCAAAAACUCAAGGAUACUUCCAAGCUUGUUGAAAAGGACACUGAAAAGGUAAAACAAGUUUGGGACGAUGGUACUUCCAAUGCCAAGGCCUCUCUUUAUAAUGUGGAGAGUGAUGUCAAGUCCGCUGUUGAGGAAAAAGCAAACGCUGCCAAGGAAACUGCUUCCUCUGUUAAAUCCUCCCUUUUCAACCUCUUUGGUGCUGCUGAAGAUACCGUCAAGGAUACCGUGAAGGAUACCUCUCAUAAGCUCUCCUCCGCUGCUGCUCAUGCGAAUGCUACUGCUAAUACUACAGAUCGUACUCCCUGGGAAGAUAGAUUAGCUGCUGAAAAUGCCGUACCCGGUCAAACCGAUCAAGACAUUGUGAACGCCACGAAACCUCCUGCACCCGGUAAAAAGGGUACCUCCUUUGAUUACUACCAUCAUGCUGAAAAGGAAGGUAACCCCAUGGUUAUGGAAAAACACAGCGCUGAAAAGACAAAACCUCUUUGGGAAUCCAGUCUCGAAGAUCAUGCCAAGGAGGUCGUACGUGAUACAAGCACACUCGUCGAUAAGGAUACCGAGAAAGUAAAGCAAGGUGUCUGGGAUGCUAAAUCUAUCGCUAAUGAAAAGGCUGCUGCUUCCGCUCAUCGUCAAGAAAACAAUGGAUUCUGGGCCAGUCUCUUUGGUUCAAGUGAAAAGAAGGUAGCCAAUCAAGUUGAAGAUCAUGCCGAAGAAGCUAAACACAAGUGGGAAGGUUUGAAAUCGCAAGCCAAGGAUGCGGCGGUGACCAAGGAUGACGUCAAGGAGACUGCUUCUCAAACAUGGCAAGAUGCUAAAGCCAAGGCCUCUCAUGAAGCCACACGUGCAAAGAACAAUGUCAAUUCCACCAUCAAUGAUCUCUCCAACAAGUCAAACGCUGAAGCCAAUCGUCUCGAAACGGGCUGGAACAAUUUGAAGAACGAUGCCAAUUACGAAGCGGAACAAGCACGCAAUAAAGCGGAAAAUGUUGCAACCAAGGCCAAGAAUGAAACAGGUCGUGUUGCCUCUGAUGUUACCAAUACAGCCAAGGAUAUCAAGGAUGAAGGAGCUCGUUUAACUCGUCAAGCCUCUAACAAGAUUGCUGGUAGUUUGGAUGAAGCUUCUGCUCAAGCCGAGUCUUUAAAAUACAAGGCUGAAGAUACUGCCAAGAGUUGGUAUCAAAAGGGAACAGAACAAGUCAAAUCAAGCAUCAAUACCGUUAAAAACGUAGCUGAUCAAGAUAUCAAUUGGGUCGAGGAAAAAAUUGAAGGCGCUAAAGAUGAAGUGGAUCGUUUAUUGGGUUUCAAGGAUCCUCGUCAAACAGGACUUGAAGGUCAUGUUCGUCGUGGAGAAAAAUUCGCUGAGGAUGAAGCUGGUCAAUUAAGAGCCACUCGUGAUAACGUUGGUUUAAAACCUGCUGAAGUCGUGGUUGAAGAAGCUCAUAGCAAGGACUUGUAAAUCUUUUCUCUCAUUAUAAAAAAAUCUCUCUCUCGUUUUGUUUGUAAAUAAUCAUAGUAAUAAUAAAAAAAAAAAAAAAA
Molecule: messenger RNA, 2374 nt
Organism: Mucor mucedo
Lineage: Eukaryota; Fungi; Mucoromycota; Mucoromycetes; Mucorales; Mucoraceae
Exons: 2
Coding region: 24-2294 (756 amino acids)
Source: RefSeq, a predicted model, not a curated record